Messenger RNA from Theobroma umbraticum, 1508 nucleotides. RefSeq names its product senescence-associated-like protein (DUF581). Lineage: Eukaryota; Viridiplantae; Streptophyta; Magnoliopsida; Malvales; Malvaceae. The record is from RefSeq and is a predicted model, not a curated record.
UCUUGGUUCUUCUAACAAGUUCAAAACUGCCUGGUAGAGUGGCAGUGGUAGACCAACUAUUUCACCACGCACCGGACCGCAGAAGAUUGAAUUCGCCCCUAUAAAAUAAUUUUAAAAAGAAAAGAAAAUAAAAUAAGAAAAAAAUCUGGUUGGGCCGUUCAAUGGCGGCCACAGUACCCUAUAUAAACCAGCCACGAAUUCAACCCCUCCAGACGGGCGAAACACACUCAGCCUGUUACGUUGUUGCCGCCCCGUCGCCACCCUAAAAUUUCGCCUCUGUUAUCCGAAUUUCCCUUCACUUACUAGAAAAAACUUUUAAACCCUAAAGUUUCACUUUUGGAACCAACAUGAAGCGCUCUCGCCCCGACUGCUCCUCCAGUGGCAACAUCCGUGUCCUCAACCCUCCACCAGCUGCUGCUUCUGCUUCUGCUUUUCGGUGGGACGCACGCGCCACUUCUUCCAUAAUCUCUGCCUAUGCGCCUUCGCCGAAGGUUUGGGAGAUAACGAGGGUAGGGGUUUUGAUCGUGUCGGCGCCGGAUGCGACUGUGGAAAUCGGGCAGCAGCAGGGAGAGCAAGAGAGUCAUUUCUUGGAUAAAUGCUUCUUUUGCAAUAAGGGGCUGCGUCAGAUUGAUGAAAGAUUUAUGUACGGUGACUUUUGUGCAUUUUGCACUCCUGAAUGCCGCUCUAAACAGAUUGCUGUUGACAAGGAGAAGGAGAAAGUUUCUAAACAAUCAACUGGAACAAAGACAGAGUUUAGUAGGAAGAAUGAUUUGCAGUAUCAGCCUGGUGCUCAACCGCAGAAGCACGCAUAUUAACUUUGUCCUACAUAACUAGUUAGUUCACUAACUCUGGUGGUGCACAGAUUGUCAAGUUUUUGAGAUUGGCAUGCACUUGUUCACAUGGCAUCAUGGCUGACACAUCAUCAGUAUGGUACACUUGCACUAGCGGUUUUUCUAGGAGUAAAAUCUCUAGGUGUUUGGAGGAUUUAACAUUUUGUUUCAACUUUGAAGCUGAAUUAUGAUGCCAUGAUAUGAUAUUUUUGAUCUUUCAAAAUGCUCCUCGCUCGGAUAGUUUGUUCACUCAUUUAUCAUUUGGUUACAGUCACAGGUUCUUCUCCACUCUCUCAUUCCAUUUUACUGAUACUUACAAUUUUCAGAAGAUGAAUUUCACCUUUUUUUUGUUUUGGAUUUGCUGUUAUUUCUUCUCUUAUGUUUCAGCUUGUAUCUUUUCAUGAAUAUCCUAGCCUAUCAAUAUGAACUGUAUGAUAUGAGUAAUUCAAACAUGCAUUAUGUCUGACAAUUCAUCAUAUAUAUGUUUAAGAAGUGUAGUACAUGUGCAAAAAACAUGUCUCGGAAACAGUUAGCCUAAUACUGAACAAGUCUUAGUCGCGUUAGUGUUUUCUGAAAUCUGUUGUUGUGGUUAAUGUUACUUUCAUCUGUCGGCUGAUUUUUCUUUCAUGGAAAUGGGUGGUUUUAACAUUUACAGAACAAUCUGAAAUAUGUUUUUAA